AUGGAGAUGAUUUUGCUUGCGCAAAGCCCGCAAGCUACACAACCCGCACGAAUUUGCACCUCCAUCACAGCACAUAUCGCGCACAAUAGCUCUCCAGAUAUGAGCCUCUUACCAAGUGAGACGGUCGCUACGCCGCUGGUGCGCAUUCUCAACCAGCGCACCGGCCGUGAGAACGCGGCAAACGAUGACAUCUGUCUUGACGGAGUCUUCGAUAAAUACAGCAGAAUGCAGGAUGUCACGUUUGCGCACUUCGAGCAAGACCCGGAGACGCACAUGCUCCACUUCCACCUGGAGUCUCACGACCGCUGCGACGUCAAGCUCAAGCCGCGCUUGUGGGACCAGGGCGCCUACUUCAAGUCCAGGCUGCUCACAGAGGGUGCGCUUCGACUCAUCCCACACUUCCUGCCUAUCACAUUCAGAUCAGGUACGGCUCCGAAGCGCCAAUUGUCACCGUCCACGGCCAGUGCUACGAGCCCAAGACCGCAGAAGAGAUGGGUCCAGGAUGCUGAGUCACCAGAACCUAGGAUUACCUUUGAGAUGAUCGAACAAGUCCGCGCCGCGCGACAAGAUCAAGCCAACGAGUCUGCUCAAGAGGUCGGCUUUGGUCAAGGACACUUCGAGAUGCUUGAUGAGGAUAAGCUGGCCGAGCUAGACGGUUUCGACAUCGAUCAGGACCGUCGCGCAUCUCUCCCGAGACCAAAUCAACAUUAUGAUCACGGCACCUUCACACCCCGCGCUCACCACCGACUUCCAGCGAGCGUCACACAUGACACCUGGACGACAGACUGUGAGGAGGCAAGUCAACGCUACAUCAAUGCACAUUAUAAUGGUGUCAUGCCAACUACCAAAUCUUCGCUCCAGUCCUUGCGACGUAUCACACACCAGGAGAUGAUCAGAGGGAAGUACGGGAUGGAUGCUCUCAAACCUUGCACUCGCUGCGUUGAAGAUGAAGUGGUCUGUCGGGUCUAUCAUAGCGACUGCUACGAGUGGGUAUUUGAUGGAAUGUCGUCGCAGUAUCGACUUGGUUGGUCCUGCGUAAAAUGCAGAGGGCGGAAUGUUAGCGGGCAUGGAGGAUGUGAUUCGUACCACGUUGCUUGA
Messenger RNA from Parastagonospora nodorum SN15, 1098 nucleotides. RefSeq lists its product as hypothetical. The transcript is spliced from 2 exons. NCBI's taxonomy places the organism in Eukaryota, Fungi, Ascomycota, Dothideomycetes, Pleosporales, Phaeosphaeriaceae. Bases 1 to 1098 code for a protein of 365 amino acids. The record is from RefSeq and is a predicted model, not a curated record.